UUGUAGUCAGCUUUAUUACUCUCCAUCAUGGCUGCAUUCCCUCCCCUUAAAAACGACCUCAUCAUUAGAGCAUCCAGAGGUGAGAAGGUUGAGCGUGUACCUGUAUGGAUUAUGAGACAAGCUGGCCGUUACUUGCCAGAGUUUCAUGAGGUUCGCAAGCACCACAGCUUCUUUGAGAUUUGCCGUACUCCUGAAUUGGCCUGCGAGCUUACUCUGCAGCCUAUUGACCGUUACGGCUCUCUCUUGGAUGCCUCCAUCAUCUUCUCCGACAUCCUCGUCAUUCCUCAGGCCAUGGGACUUGAGGUCCAGAUGGUUCCUGGUCGUGGACCUGUCUUCCCUGCACCUCUCGUAACCCCGGCCGAUUUUGAGAGAAUGCAUAAACACGUCGACGUCGACAAGGAGCUUGAUUACGUCUACAAGGCCAUCACUUUGACCCGUCACAAGCUCGAAGGCCGUGUUCCCCUUUAUGGCUUUACCGGUGCCCCCUGGACACUGAUGGCCUAUAUGAUUGAGGGUGGUGGCAGCAAGACUCUCUCAAAGGCCAAGGCCUGGUUGUGGCAACACCCAGCCGAGACCCACGAUCUUUUGCAGCGUAUUACUGACGUAGCCGUUACAUUCUUGGUUGGACAAGUCAGAGCUGGUGCACAAAUGCUUCAAGUGUUUGAUUCAUGGGCUGGUGAAUUGGGUCCCUAUGACUUUAAGAAGUACUCGCUGCCUUACAUCAAGCAGAUCUCUACUCGUGUCAAAAAGGAACUUAAGGAGGCCGGUCUUGACGUGGUCCCGAUGACGAUCUUUGCCAAGGGUGCCUGGUAUGCGCUUGAGGACUUGACUAACAUUGAGUACGAUGUUGUGUCACUGGAUUGGACAAUUGAUCCCGAAUAUGCGCGCAAGGUCACCAAGGACCAGGUUGUGCUCCAAGGAAACAUGGACCCCAACACUCUUUAUGCUCCCUUUGACACCAUCCGUGAGACUGCUACUCGUAUGGUAAAGGCAUUCGGUAAGGACAGUAAGCACAUCGGCAACCUUGGCCAUGGAAUUCUCCCUACUGUUGAUCCUGAAGCGCUUCGAGUCUAUCUCGAGACCAUCCAGACAGUUUCUGCUGAGAUUAGAAAGUAACAAAAUCAAAUCAAAUCAAAUAAAAAUAAAAUCCAUUAUUUGUUUGUUUUUUAUCUG
Phycomyces blakesleeanus NRRL 1555(-) is the source of this 1173-nucleotide messenger RNA. RefSeq lists its product as hypothetical. Gene Ontology annotation, cellular component: cytosol. The transcript has 4 exons. The record is from RefSeq and is a predicted model, not a curated record. The coding region runs from base 28 to 1116 and encodes 362 amino acids. Gene Ontology annotation, biological process: heme biosynthetic process. Lineage: Eukaryota; Fungi; Mucoromycota; Mucoromycetes; Mucorales; Phycomycetaceae. Gene Ontology annotation, molecular function: uroporphyrinogen decarboxylase activity.